Molecule: messenger RNA, 5202 nt
Organism: Cladocopium goreaui
Lineage: Eukaryota; Dinophyceae; Suessiales; Symbiodiniaceae
Source: the annotation of a GenBank genome assembly
AUGGCAGCCUUGGGGCUGGAUCAAGUCUUGAAUUUGGCCCAGCAGUAUGGCGCCAGAGAUGCGUUGGAGCCAAGAGCACCAGCCGUAGCAGUCGCCAGGGGGGGGGGUCGCAGACCAGGUGGUGGAGGCCUGGGGCGGCACAACCGAGCCCGAGGUGCGGAGGCUAGACAAAGAGGGGCUCGCUGGGCAAGGAAGCAGAAACAACUUGUUUUGCAGAGCAAGUGCUUCAACAAGACCGGCCAUGCCCGAACAGCAGAUCAUCGGCUACCAAGCCAACAAGACUUGAGUCGGCAGAGUGUGGCAGGCAAAGGGAAAUGGAAGACUUGGACUCCAGAAGCGAUCUUGCGCGCAGGCUUUGGGCAGGAAACUGCAACUUAUAGGCAGAUAGCAAACGAAGUGGAGGGUGCUUCCUGCAGUCAGGCAAGGGCCGCUAGAUUUGCGUGCGCUGCCGCAGUGUGCAAGUCUCAGGCAGAGAGCUGUGAGAAAGUGGUGGCAGAGGCUUCAGAGGAACCCCUCAGAUUCUUCAUUCAAAAUUUGAUGUUUGACGAGUCAACCUUUGACCUGAGAGUCGGCAAGGAUGCCGCCAACAGUUGCUCUGUUCUGUGCUCGCACUCUCAAUGGACAAUGGGCUUUGCCCCCUCUUUGGAAAGUGCCAGGGACGCCGUCCGGGAUGAGCACAUCGUCAUGGCAGGCCAACUUGCGAGAAAAUUGAUUUUGCCAUGGCAGCAGUAUCCUUGGUGUUUAUGGCCGCUGGCCUUGAAAGACGCAAGCCAAGAAGACCGCAGGUCAUGUGCUAAAGCUUUACUCAACAGUAAGCCUUGCUGUCUGGACAGCGGUUUUUCACAGCGGCUCAAGCGCAUACACCGCACAGAAGAAGAACUCUUGAACUCGCAGCUCCAAGUCUUUUUGCAAAAAGUUUUCGAACGUGUUGUGCCAACAUCAACUUUCAUUGAGCGGCGGUUCGCCCAGUUUGCCCAUUGGAGCGACCAACAGCCCAAGCUUGGCACUUUGGCAGCCAAGCACGUGACUAGUUUCUGCAAGGGCGCUGCCCAGGCUUGGAAACAAAACCACCCGCAGCACCAGAAGCGAAAUCAUUUGUCUCGUCCUGACUGGGUAGAACAAAAGCAAGGAAGCCGAACCACAGGAUACAAUGUAUUUAUGUCUGAGUUCAGGAAGAACUAUUCAGCGCAGCAAGUGGCUGGAGAUGAAGGGAGGCAAACCUUUGUUCAAGAGGCUACAGCUGCUUGGAGAAGACUUUCUCCCGGAGAGAAAGCGCCUUACAGUUUCAAGGCGCGUGGGCUGAACAGUCUGCGCAGCAGAAGCUCCCAGAUGUCAGACAACGAGGCUGGCCCUGAAGGCCGAGAGACUGGCGGCUUGUGGAACACAUGCCUGCUGCAAGACAGAUGGCCGCUCCGAGUUGAUCUGUUGGAAGCUGCCAUGGGGGAAGGGAUUGUGGCUUUACGAAAGAUCUCAUCGGCUUGGGAAGAGGAGCAUGCAAUGCUGGUGGAGGCGGAAGAUGAUCUGCCAGAUGUGAGUGAUAACUUGUUUGCUGUGUGCCCGCAUGGUGGAUGUGAGGAGGAGCUGCAGGCAGCGCAGCGUCCAGUCUUUCGGGAAAUCCACGAUGACUUGGUCACUGCUGUCCGGGUGAUUGAGCCUUUGAAGCGGGACUUGUCUGCUCACCCUUUGGUUUUGGAAUGGCACUCAUUGUCAUUGCAGAAGAGAAGGUUUGCUGUGGUCGCUUUUCACAUCCGCAAGCCUCCUUGGGACAUGGUCCUUCUUGAGCUGGAGGAAGCCGGGGACUCCGAAGAGCUUCCUUUUUGCUUGGCAGUGCAGCUGGGCAGGCAAUCCAUUCAUUCUGACAUUGCAUUUUGCCAUGAGCUUGCCCGAGCCGCGUCUGACUGGGUCUUGUUUCGCUUGUCCAUUGGAGAUCUGACCGUGGACUAUGGCAUUUUCCAAGCCGCAGAGCGCAAGGAACUGAGCCGAUCCGAGUUGAGACAAGCUGCUGCUGAAAUGAAGCAAGUUAUGCUCGCAGCAAAAGCAGCCAAGCUUGCCCAAGGUUUGACCGCAAAUAAAAAAAGGAAAAGCAGAAACUCCAACAAACGAAAAAGCAAAGGCAAGCGGUCGCAGACCCUGGCUCCAGAUGUUUCGGACAUGGAGUGGAAUUCUGCCUCUGAAAGCGGGGGCUCCGCUUCUGACUUUGGGGCAGACACCGGCAGUGUUGCAGCGCCUGCUUCUUCGUCCGCUGGACCGGCUCGCAGGGGCUCAGCUUCAGACUUUGCGGCAGACACCAGCAGUGUUGCAGCGCCUGCUUCUUCGUCCGCUGGACCGGCUCGCUCUAAGCGUGUCAAGCAGUCUCGGUCCAUUCCCUGGGGUCCAUUCCAAAUCGCGCCGAUUGUUCCGGCCGCUGGCCACAGUGGUUGGGGAGCCAUCUGCGGACAGCAUUGCGACCGAGGAAACAGUUUGUCUUGCAAGAAAGCUAUGAACCGUGGGUCGCUGACCGAUGCGGAAUGCGUCUUGCGUUUGAAGAGGUGGCUCUUGGCAGGCCAUUCAGACCAGAACUGGCCAGUUCACAGGCGACGGUCGCACCAUGUAGAGCUGGGUGGCAAAGGUCUGCAAGAUUUCGCACAGGGAAUGUCUGAGGAAGCUAUGGAUGCUUUGGAGCUGGAGCGCAAAGCAGAGCCGGACGCUGGUCCCUGUGAAAAAGUGCGCUGGCUGCAGGGUUUUGAACCUUGGACUGCCUGCUUGGCGUCAGCGCUGGCGGUGUUUUGCUCUGCUGUGGAUGACCUACUCUCCCAAGCAGCUUCCAGUGUUGGGCCCGUGGUGCUGGCUACUUUGGCAGUGUGUUUUACCCUGAGUAAGGCUUGUGUGUGCUGCCUUUGCAAUGCCAAAAGCACUGACCCUUCUCCCUUGGUGGGAGGAGAGGAAGAUGACCAGUAUGGAGGCCGCCGGCCCUGGAACAAGUACCGUAAAGUGCGCCACCCUGGGUCGGACGAGCAGGUCAAAGUCCCAGAAGGGAAACUGUGCAUGAUUUGCUUCAGCACCUUCAGAGCGCUGGGUCUGAACUACAAGUAUCCAUCGUAUGGUGCGUACUACAAAGAGAUCGUCAAUGACAACAGCAAGCAUACCAGCUUCAUAAACUCUAUGAAAGAAUGGAUUAAGCAAAGAAAUGAGGAUCCCACUGGGCGAAUGGACAGGGAAGCAGUGAAGAAGGCCCACACCACUCUGCACAGUGAGACCAAGACUGGUGUCAAACUCAAGGGUCCCAAGAGGGAGUUCGUACUCCUGGAACAUUGGGACCCCAAGCUGGACGGUGAGCUGGACGAAGCACACAUAGUGGAAGAAACUUGGCAAGGGAAGAAGGUGAAAGGAAUCUGGAGGGCCAAAGGACGUGCCGGUGUGCUGGAAGCUUCCGGGUAUGAAGACACCAGUUUGGCUGAGCGCACUGAGGAGCACAGUGGAUCCGGCCCUUUCGCUGAGCAAGCUUUAGUGACCAAAAAAACUGCGUUGCAGAAGGUGUUUGCGGAUGCCGACGAAGAGAGGCAAAAGCACACAGUGGCCGCAGGCCCUGCAUCACAGGCAGGCGAUGUUCUGGCAACUUUGCAGAAAAUGCUGCCAAACUUGAAACUUGCUGGUGGUGGGCAGGCCCUGAGCGCAGACCCAGAAGCAGAUGAGGCUAGCCCUUCUGCACUUGUUGACUUGCACAAGGACGAGGACGAAGAUGAAGCAGAAGAAGAGGAGGAGGUUUGCCCAGCAGCUCGCCUAGCUGCAACGGUUGGAGGGCCCAAGGCCGCCAAAGCUAAACCGAAGGCAAACCCAAAGGCAACUGCAAAAGCAGCUUCCAGGCCCAGUGUGACAGCUACGCCCAAAGCAGCAGAGGGCCGCAGGCCGGGAGAACAGAGCAACAGUAGUGCUCGCCCAAAAGCAGCUGCCGCCAAGGCCACAGAGGAACCGCAGAAGCGGGUGGCCGCUACUGAGACCCUCCAGCUCGACGGUCGCGGAAAGCGAUUGAAAGAAAACCUCGCAGAGAUGUGCCAGAAGUUGGAGGACACACUGGAGGCAAAUCACUUGGAAGUCAACUACAGCUUGCAGCACGCUGAUGCAAAGUUGGUGUAUUCAAAGAAAACAAAGGCUUUGAAUUCCUUACUGAAUACUGCAACUAAGCAGAUCAAGAAGAUUGAGGACAGCGUCAACAAGCACGGCUUGGUUGAAGAGCUGGAGCGGUUCCAAAGCCUUCAGGAUGUCAUCCAGAAGCUCUUGGACUUGUUCACCAGGCUGAACAUAGCCAGCCCAGUUGCCGAUGAACUGGCAGAAGCAGUCGAGGCAUGUAAAUCCUCGCCCUUUAACAUCGUGCUUGGCCCAGAGGUGUGGCAGAAGUUGCUCAGCACAAAGUGCUCCCAGUGCUGUUUGUACCAAGACUUCAGUGCUUACUGCAAGCUGUUCCGUUCGUCUGAGGAUGAGGUGAAGGAGCUGCGAAUCCGGAUGUCUCAGCAAGACUUGGCUCAGCUUGUCGACCUGGAAGUGGAGCAAGCGCUGGCCAACAUGCUCCGCAACUUUCCUUCUCAGGAUGUUCAGAAAAAGGAAAGCGACUAUCGCUGUCAAGUGGUUACUUUUUGCGAGGCCAUUGUGGCAGAGCAAGGCCACCCGGAUUCUGAGCUUUCAGGCCCAUGUGCGAAGGUUGCAAGUAUGGUGGUAGACCUGAUGUCUCUUGGAGACGUUGUUGCUUUGCAGCGUGGCGCAGAGAAGUUGAAGGAGCUAGGGGCAGAUGAGCGCCCGGGAUCUGUUGUUGCUUUCUUCACCAAACACAAAGUAGGACAGAGCUUGACCCAGGCUUCAGCCGAAGUCAUGGUGGAGGGCGCUGCCCGUGUGAAUGUGGAGCAAGCUUUGCAAGAGGCUUCUGCUGCUUUGCAAGUUGUCAAGGAGAAGAGUGUCGCUGGAGAAGAAGAACUGUCCGGCGUUGUCGCGGUCUUUUUUGAGAAGAAGCGGCUCGUUCAGAAGGAGAUUGUUGACAUGAAGAAGCAAGGCACGCACAUGCAGAAAGCAACCACGAGGGCCACGCAAGAGCUGGAGAACAUCAGCCAAGAGAUGUGGUCUUGGUUGAAUUCUGCCCUGAGGCUUGAAUUGUUGAACACUUUGUGCGGCGUGCUUGAGAACAGUUCAGCUUUGCUUUCCGCUCAGAAGAUUCGGUCGCCGACCCGGUGUUAA